UGGGAAACACCUCCCUCCGCUUCUCGGAUGGGGCGGACAGAGUUGCAGUCGGAACACCCUUCAACUUUUCUGAAACACUCCACAAAGUGUCCGACGUCCUGCCAUGUUGGGACUGUAACGCAUUUCGGAUUGCUGGUCGAUUUUCCUCGCGCUCCUGAGUCAUGGCUCCGUUUGGAAAAAACUUCCUGAAAGCUCGACAGAAAAACAGAACAAAAGAUGCAGAGCCAGUGGAAGGAAAGGAGAUUCAGGUUACGGUCUGCAACGAGGACAAGGUUGUCUGUGGAGUAACAAAGCACACAACAUGUGCAGAUAUGAUUCAGGCAUUACUGGAUGAUCACAAGUCAAUCCCAGAGAGCAAGCAGCUCCUGCUCGGGGAACCCAAAGACUUCUGUCUGGUUGAGCGGUGGAAGGGUUUUGAGAGGGCCUUGCCUCCUCUCACCAGAAUUCUGAGACUCUGGUAUGCCUGGGGUGACCAGAGACCCUUUAUCCACUUUACUCUAGUCAAAACCAGCGAUUUUGUGCCUCAGCCCACCAAGAAGGGUGGAAAGUCCAAGGGGGCCAAGGCAAAGCGAUGGGAGCAUGGUCAUGCUCAGUCACUGCCCGUGGAGAGACAAAAGCGCAUGGUGAAGAAAGCUUUCCGGAAGCUGGAAAAGCUUCACAAUGAGACCAAGAGCUCCCCGGGUGCUGACGAGGUCGACCGGAUGGUGCAGCUUAUUCUCAACCAGGACCACGCCAUCCGGGAGCAGAUUCAGCGCAUGAGGGAGCUGGAUGUGGACAUCGAGCAGUUGGAGCUGGAAGUUCAGAAGGAAGCUGAGUCUGAGAGUUCCCUGGCUCAUGCCGCUGGUCAGAGUUUGGAGACGCACAGCGACAAGCAGCUGCAGGAGUACCUGUACAACAGCGACGGAGUCAAACAGCUUGAGCUGCAGGUUCAGAGGCACCAGGCGCUAAUCCUCCAGCUGUCCCGGGAUAUUGACGCCGAGCUGAGGACGGCCAACUUCCCACGGAGCCAAUAUGAGGACAUUGAACAGGAAGGAGCCGCGGCCGCUUCCUGGAUCCCCUUGGAGACAGACGAAUCGUUCUACGCCGCUGAACUCGAGAGGUUGCAGGAUGAAGUGAAACACAGCCUCUUCGCUGGCGUAUCCCUGCACAAACAAGCUGCAGAAAUAGACAAGCAGCUGAAAUACUGUGACGCUACGUUGGUCUCCAAGGAUCAGGAGUGCUGGCAGCUGGCUGUCCAACUAAGCUCACUGCAAAUUGGGGACAGCAAAGAAGAGGAGGAGUCCAGUCCUGUCCCUCUCAAAAGUGAGACUCAGUGCAGCGUCUCACAGACAGUGAAACUCAAGCAUAGCCUGUCCCCUCUAGACGUUACGGACACAGACUCAGACACUGGAAUUAGCUCCACACACAGUCAGGACUCGCUGUCGCCAUGUCUCGACUUCCCUCCACCCCUGGACACAGACGUUUGAACAACCCAGUUGACCCUGCAAUUUAUUGUUCUGUAUGCACUAGCCCCCAGUGUGUGCCUGUCGUGUGUUUUUAUUACAUUUCAGUCACUGAGCUAAGCGUCUGUUUUUCUGAAAGAUAAAUCCCUGGUUGUCUUUUAUGAAAAAUGAAGGUAAUUUAUUUAGAGCUAAAACACUUAGUUGAUUGACGGAAGAUAAUCAUCAAUUAUUGUGAUAAUAAAUAAGAAAAAAUGCCAAAUAUUCUUUGGCUUCAGUUUCGGAAAUGUAAGGUUGUACUGUUUUGACUCUGUCAUGUAUGUUAGUAUAGUAUAGGAUAAUGAAUGUCAAAGAAAUUUGGACUACUUAAUCCAUUAGCUGAAAAAAAAUAAAUGAAUGAAACCUGUAUUGCCCCUAGGGGAAUUUGCUUUGCACAAAGAGCAUACAAUGAUAUAAAAAAACAUCAUCAACCAUACACGAGAGCACAUAAUAUAACAGGGAACAAAUGCAUCAUCAAUCAACAGAUUGAGUAAUUGUUUUUGCCGUUUUGAAUGUAUUUUUCUCAAUCAAAUAUAGAGAUGGAAGCUGUAGGUGAAAUAUAUCCGUGUAUUUAUCCACAAAGUUAUUGCCAUUGUGUUUUGUAUGUUUCGUCUUGUGCUGUUAAAAAAGGAGCACGAUGACACAUAACUUUUGGAUUGUGAAAUGAGUCACAACUUGGGAAACAAGAUCUUUUUUUAAAUCCAGAGGGACCAAAGAAUCUUUGAGGAUUCUGGAAAUACCUUCAAAAAACAGCUGCAAUUGUUGAAUAACCUCCUGGGUUUCUUGCAAACGCAAACGGAUGCUUUGGUCUUUGACCUAAAUGUAAUGAUAAUACAUGCACAAAACUGGAGCUAUAUGUGCGCCAGCUUCGGUCUAUCACUGUUUAUGGCGGCUGGGUUUCCCGACUUUUGAGUGUACACUUUUACGACUAUUUCACCAUCUAAGGUGUACAAGGCUUAGUUACUUAAAAGCAUUUUUUUUAUUGUUUCAUUUCUUAACAAUGGUGAAUGUAUGCUUCUUUUCUUUCUUAAAGUUCUCAAGCUAUUUAUGAAGCUGCACUUCUUUGUACACACUUAAGUCUAUUAACAAUGUUUUAUAUUAAAACAAAUAGCUAACUGUUUUGGAUGUAGAAUUUAAGAUUUGUUAAAAAUGUAAACAUUCCUCAACUACACUGUAAACAUAUUGCUGUAACCACUGUAAAUGAUUAUUCUUAUGACACAGGCACAAUGUGUAACGACUAUUUGAUGAAAUAACCGAGGCAAACAUAUUUAUUUAUCAUGUAAUUGUAUUUUACACAUGAGAUUGUAUUAUGACUAUAUUUCCCCUCUGAGGCAAUGAUCUCCAUCUGCCACUGAUCUGAUUAAACACAUUAUAUUCAGGACCAAAACAGCGCAAACAUCUGAAUUAUAUCUGUGUAAUCAUGAGCCUGAAAACAACAACAACAAUGAUAAAGUAAAAUGUACAUUUCAACUUUCAUAAUAAACACUAAUACUUUAAUUGUCAAGUAA
This is a messenger RNA of Perca flavescens (yellow perch), 2986 nucleotides long. RefSeq names its product Ras association domain family member 9 (gene rassf9). Lineage: Eukaryota; Metazoa; Chordata; Actinopteri; Perciformes; Percidae. Gene Ontology annotation, biological process: signal transduction. The transcript is spliced from 2 exons. The record is from RefSeq and is a predicted model, not a curated record. Bases 162 to 1466 code for a protein of 434 amino acids.